Entrophospora sp. SA101 is the source of this 488-nucleotide messenger RNA. Lineage: Eukaryota; Fungi; Glomeromycota; Glomeromycetes; Entrophosporales; Entrophosporaceae. The record is from the annotation of a GenBank genome assembly.
GUGGUUAUCGAGAAGUAAUCGAAGAUAUUAAAUUCCACUUAGAGAAAAAGAAAGAAAGUUCUAAGCAAUCCGUCCAAGAACUUACGCAAAAGAAUCAGGGUAAAACCGGGAUUAGAACGGGAGUACCUUUGCUGGCAGAAGGAGAAUUGUCUCUUAAAUUGGAAGCCAAAGUCUCUCAUGGGAGGAGCCAUACUCAAUCCAAGACUGAAACUAUAGAAGGAAUGUUAGAAGUAAAUUGCCCCGCUAACUCCAUGGUAGUAGCCAAAGCAAUUUUGCAAGAACAUAAUUUAGAGAUUCCGAUUACUACAACAAUUUCUUGCUAUUUGACUGAUAAAAGCGGUAAUGAGAGGAAGUACACUUACAAAAUAGAUGGAACUUUUAAAGGAAAAUAUACCAAAGCAUUUGUUAAUUAUGAGAAGGCAGUUUCUUUGGAGCAGCAAGGUCAAGUUGUUCAACCAACCACCUUUCCUUUUAAUCCAGAUAAAUAA